UCUCACUUUCUCAUCAUUUCUUCUUUCUUCUUUCUACUUUACUCUUUUUCCUAGCUCCAUUGAAAUGACUUCCAUCUUUUUCUUCUAACAGAUUCUGCUCUACUCAUUUUUCAUUAACCAUGUCUUUCUCAAUUCAACCAGCUGUUGAAAAAGACUUGGAAAUUGGUAUUAUCACCCCCACGUCCAACCAAACACCAAUGGAGCCAUCUCCUUCUCCAUCCCCCUCUCCAUCCCCAACCUCUACAUCUGCACCUGCUUUGGUUCUCUCGAAUUCUGGUAAACGCAUUGAUCAAGCAGGCAAGAAAAAGUAUGUGAAGCAGGUAACCGGUCGCCACAAUGACACUGAGCUGCACCUGGCUGCUCAACGUGGUGAUUUGGAAGCUGUAAAACAGAUUCUGGGUGGGCACAUAAAUUCACAGAUGGGGGACAGUCUAAGUGGUCCUGAGCUUGAACUAGAGGCUGCUGAGGUAAGGGCCCUGGUGGUGAACGAGGUUAAUGAGUUGGGAGAGACUGCACUUUUUACAGCAGCUGAGAAGGGACAUAUUGAUGUGGUAAAAGAACUGCUCAAGUAUGCUAAUAAGGAUACCCUUACUCAAAAGAACCACUCCGGGUUUGAUCCUUUGCAUGUUGCUGCUAAUCAGGGACACCUUGAAAUUGUCCAAGUACUUUUAGACCAUGAUCCAGGGCUAAUAAAUACGAUUGGACAAUCAAAUGCAACUCCUCUAAUAUCUGCAGCAACAAGAGGGCAUACUGCUAUAGUUAAUGAACUACUUUCAAGAGAUAGUAGCUUGGUAGAUUCAUGCAAAUCCAAUGGAAAAAAUUCACUGCAUUUUGCUGUUCGUCAAGGUCAUGCGGACAUUGUUAGGGCAUUACUUGAGAAGGAUUCAACGUUGGGUAGGAAGACUGACAAAAAAGGCCAAACUGCAUUGCAUAUGGCAGUGAAAGGGAAUAACUGUGAAGUUGUGAAAGCGCUUCUUCAUGCAGAUGCAACCAUUGUCAUGCGCACAGACAAGUUUGGUAACACCGCUUUGCAUGUGGCUACUAGGAAGAAGCGUGCAGAGAUAGUGAAUGAAUUGUUACAGCUUCAAGACAUCAAUGUGAAUGCUCUAAAUAGCCAGCACAAAACUCCUUUAGACAUAGCUGAAGACCUUCCCCAUUCUGAAGAAUCUACUGAAAUUAAAGCGACCCUUAUUCACUAUAAUGCUCUCAGGGCUAAUGAACUGAAUCAACCAAGGGACGAGUUAAGAAAAACUGUGAGUCAGAUUAAGAAAGAUGUUCACAUGCAGCUUGUGCAAACCAAAAAAACAAAUGAAAAUGUCAGCGGAAUUGCCAAGGAGCUGCGGAAACUCCAUAGGGAAGGAAUUAACAACGCCACCAACUCAGUAACUGUAGUUGCUGUGCUUUUUGCAACAGUUGCUUUUGCAGCAAUAUUUACCGUUCCUGGUGGCGACAACGAUGAUGGGGUGGCUGUAGCUGCUAAGACUGCUUCUUUCAAGAUAUUCUUCAUCUUUAAUGCGAUUGCUCUGUUUACUUCUUUAGCGGUUGUGGUAGUUCAGAUCACACUUGUACGAGGUGAGACCAAAGCUGAGAGACGGGUUGUGGAAAUUAUCAAUAAGCUGAUGUGGUUGGCAUCAAUUUGCACCUCGGUUGCAUUUAUGGCAUCUUCUUACAUAGUUGUUGGACGAAACCAUGAGUGGGCUGCAACACUCAUUACAGUUAUAGGGGGUAUUAUAAUGGUAGGAGUCCUCGGCACAAUGACCUAUUAUGUGGUAAAAUCAAAGCGAUCACGUUCCAUAAGAAAAAGGGAUAGAAGUGCAAAGAGAAGCGGGUCUAAUUCAUUUUAUCAUUCAGAGUUCUCUAAUUCAGAACCCGAUAAAUUUUAUGCCCUCUAAUAUAUCCUCCCUCAUACUGUAAAUGAGGAAGUCUGAUAAGAUAACUCGAGUCGAAUGAAUAAUGUUUUUAUCAGCCUCCAUAUAUCAGUCAAACUACUGGACUGUAUAGCAAUGAAACAUAGUGCAUGGUUGUGCUGCUUACUGAUGGAUGGCUGCGUUUGGCGCGGGUUAGAAGUGUGUAUGUGCUUACAUCUUACAAGAGUCGUUUUCCAGGAGAUCAGCUCAUCUUGGUUCUUGAGAAUGGUAAUAUUUUCUGCUGAUUAAUACAAAGACUAAGUUUGUAAUUUUUUCCAAGAUCAUCAAAUUGAAUGUCUGUUGACAUAGUAAGAAUACGUCCAUAACCGUUGUAGUAGCAACUAUGUAAAGUGAUUAUGGUCUUAUGGAUGUACUUCAAAUAGUAUAUAUUAAUGGUUCCACCCUGCCAAUAUAGAUUCCCUGUAUUUUUUUUGGGUGUGCUUGUGCUAGUUUUUUUUAGAAUAAUGAGUUUACUAUGCAUGUUCAAGAUUUAUGGGUGGUUUGGUACAAAUAUAGUAUAUGUAAGGUCUAUUUGGUUGUUGGUAUUAAUUGAUGGUAAUAAGAAUGAUUUGUAGAGUAAAUAUUUAUGAAAUGUACCAUGUUGUUCCUAUGGUAAUGAAAUUUUUUUGUUUA
Amaranthus tricolor (Joseph's coat) is the source of this 2540-nucleotide messenger RNA. RefSeq names its product ankyrin repeat-containing protein ITN1-like. The record is from RefSeq and is a predicted model, not a curated record. The transcript has 4 exons. The coding region runs from base 120 to 1892 and encodes 590 amino acids. Lineage: Eukaryota; Viridiplantae; Streptophyta; Magnoliopsida; Caryophyllales; Amaranthaceae. Gene Ontology annotation, cellular component: plasma membrane. Gene Ontology annotation, molecular function: protein phosphatase regulator activity; protein phosphatase 1 binding.